GCUGCGCCUUGGCACCUAACGAAAUGAAACAGAGAGACUGCUCAACGCUACAUGUUUCGACAUUUUUCAAAAAUAUAACAUUGCGAUAGUUUAAAACUGUUUUAUUAAAAUGAGUCAUUCAAACUCAAGCAAAGUUGGUGAAAUUUUUACUGCUGCUGGUGCUGCCUUCACAAAGUUAGGAGAAUUAACAAUGACUCUUCAUUCUGUUGGGGAACCAUCGCCAUCAAGUGGAAAGUGGACUUUACAAGAAAUGGACAUGCUAAAAACUGCUGUCAAAAGUUUUGGCUCUGAUUUGGAAAGAAUUAAUGAUACUAUCAAAAGCAAAGCCACCAUACAAGUUAAAGCUCCUCUCAAGAGAAAAAGCUUUGAUGAGCCCACCAUUGGCUUGAAAAAGCCGAUACCACCCACGGCCACAAUUAAGACAGUAUCCCAAGACAAAAUAAGAGCCUUAAAUGCAGUAAUUCAGUCAACACCAAAAUCAGCUGAUAUUACUUUGAACAUGUUGAAUGCAAUGGAGCCGGAGGUAGAUGUUGAAGGCCUAACGACAGCAGGAAAAUUGGAUUAUGACAGCCCAGAUGCCCCCUGAAUGUAACAAAUAAUUCAUUUUUGUAUAUAUCACACCAUGAAUUGUAAAUAGUCAUUUUUACAUCAAGUGCACAGCAAUAAAGUUUAAUGAA
Uloborus diversus is the source of this 677-nucleotide messenger RNA. RefSeq names its product chromatin complexes subunit BAP18-like. The record is from RefSeq and is a predicted model, not a curated record. The transcript has 5 exons. Lineage: Eukaryota; Metazoa; Arthropoda; Arachnida; Araneae; Uloboridae. Gene Ontology annotation, cellular component: NURF complex; MLL1 complex. The coding region runs from base 110 to 586 and encodes 158 amino acids.